This is a messenger RNA of Helianthus annuus (common sunflower), 1064 nucleotides long. RefSeq names its product cytokinin riboside 5'-monophosphate phosphoribohydrolase LOG8. The record is from RefSeq and is a predicted model, not a curated record. The transcript has 9 exons. Bases 13 to 711 code for a protein of 232 amino acids. NCBI's taxonomy places the organism in Eukaryota, Viridiplantae, Streptophyta, Magnoliopsida, Asterales, Asteraceae. Gene Ontology annotation, molecular function: hydrolase activity, hydrolyzing N-glycosyl compounds. Gene Ontology annotation, biological process: cytokinin biosynthetic process. Gene Ontology annotation, cellular component: nucleus; cytosol.
CCAUAACUUGCAAUGAUGGGUGUUGAAUCGAGCAUGCGGGCCAUUCUUUUGUGUCUUGAAGGUUUGAUAAUGGAAGAGGGUUCAAGCAGCAAGUUCAAGAAGAUUUGUGUGUUCUGUGGAAGUCAUUCUGGUCAUCGAGAAGUCUUCAGUGUUGCUGCUACUCAAUUGGGAGAUGAAUUGGUUAAUAGGAAGAUAAGUUUGGUGUAUGGUGGUGGAAGUAUUGGUCUAAUGGGAAUGAUAGCUCAGAGAGUUUUCGAUGGAGGUUGCCGAGUUCUUGGGGUUAUCCCAAAAGCUCUUGUACCCCUUGAGAUCUCUGGUGCAAGUGUUGGAGAGGUACAUAUUGUUUCAGAUAUGCAUGAAAGGAAAGCUGAAAUGGCUCGAGAAGCUGAUGCCUUUAUUGCCCUUCCUGGAGGCUAUGGAACCAUGGAGGAAGUUUUAGAGAUGAUCACAUGGUCACAACUUGGAAUCCAUAAAAAACCUGUUGGCCUCCUAAACGUUGAUGGAUAUUACAACAGUUUGCUUGCACUAUUUGACAAUGGAGUCAAGGAAGGUUUCAUCAAACCAAGUGCUAGAGACAUUGUUUUAUCAGCUUCAAAUGCCAUAGAUUUGUUGACUAAAAUGGAGCAAUACACACCCGAGCAUGACCAUGUUGCACCGCAUGAGAGCUGGCAAAUGGAACAACUGGGGAAUUAUCCAAAACAAGGAACAUAAUUCAAACUUUCAAAGUCAUUUCGUUCCGUUUAAUAGGGACCAAUUUCACAUUCAUUCCUUGAAUUUGAAAGAUUGACUUUGUGUGUUGAAAUCUGCUUAGCAGGUUGUAUUCUUUUCGUCUAGUGUGGGUUUGAUUGUGCUAGGAAUGAUCAGUUACUGUAUGAUUCGUUCUUAUCUGUGAUGUUUGCGCUUUUGAAACAGUUAAAAUUACAUCAAAAGGAAAAAAAGGGUCGGUAGUAUUCGGUCUCCUGGUGAACAAAUUUCAUCAAGGAACCGGAUAUUGUGCAAUGUGCGACUCCAAUGUUUGAUGACUUUGUUAUGUUUUUGUAGUAACUGAUUGUUCUUUUCUUCAA